AGUUGAUGGGAUCCUUCGUUCUGGCAGUGGGACUAUGGCUACGUUUUGACCCAGAAACUGUUUCUCUUCUAAAUGGUGAUGAAGCUCCAGACACUUUCUUCAUUGGUGUGUAUAUCCUGAUCGGAGCUGGCAGUCUGGUGAUGUUGGUUGGUUUCUUCGGCUGCUGUGGAGCUGUUCGGGAAUCUCAAUGCCUGCUGGGUUCAUUCUUUGCCUGUCUGUUGAUCAUCUUCUGCGCUGAGUUGGCUGCAGGCGUGUUUGGAUUCCUGAACAAAGACAAGAUAAUCAAAGAGGUUCAGACCUACUACACAACCAACUACAAUGAAAACAAUAACGGCACAUUGAUCAUCUCAUACCAGAAAGUGCUGAACUGUUGUGGAACCACAGAAUACCCUUGCCCUGAUCCUCCAAAAGACACUAAAGACUGUGAGACAGGCAUUGAGGAGUUUUUCAACACUAAACUCUACAUCAUUGGAUAUGUGGGCAUCGGCAUCGCUGGAGUCAUGAUUAUUGGGAUGAUCUUCAGUAUGGUGCUCUGUUGUGCCAUCCGCAACAGCAGGGAGGUCAUCUAAAUAUGACCUCUGCCCUUCCUGCCCCGAAAGACUGUACAGCCUUCAGAUCAAAUGACAACCUCUGUCAAUCCAGGGACCCAGGCAGUAAUUAGAUUAUGUUAAAAAAAUCCUUUCCACUGUGAUGCUUAAACCAGCUCUCUUUCUUUUUGUAUUUGCAGUCACGAGCAAAGUAGCAUGUGCUUCCUUUCAACACAUUCAGAUAAGACUUAGUCCACAUAUCCUGUGGGAACAGUAUGAUUUUAUGACCUGACAAUCUUUCAAAUUGUUUUUCCUCAUGGCCGUUUGGCGAACGUUACAAAUGUUAAACCCACAUACUGUCAUAGCAGUGUCAAUGCUUUUUCACACAGCCUUGACACUGACCCCUUGGCUGUGGGAAACUGUAGCCCAGGGAGAGCAAUCUGAGGUGAAAGCAGCUGAGUUUGCUUAUCUGAGCAUUCAGAUGAACACAAACAUGAAGCCGCAAAGACACACAAGCACAGCAAUGUUGUGUUACGUGAGACCACUGCCUCGAAGAAGGUUGUCUGAAAUCUCGUAGGUAUAAAAAUCCUGAUUGGUGGAAUCAGAGCGUGGUGUCAAGAGAGGGAUGGCCAGUGAAUGUUUUGGGAAAGCAUCCAUCAUGCAGCCCAAGCGCUCUUUCUCUCCCACACACAUAGUAUCUGUAUACUGUAUGAUCAAAACCAAUUGUUUCUACAAGAAAUACAGCAGUUAUAUUACAGGGAUAGUUAAAAAUAUGCUAAUUCACUUUCUUGCUAUGAGUUUGAUUAGCUGAUUGAUAGCACAAUGACAAUGUUAGUGAAUCUCAAGCUGCAGCCCGGAGUUGGUUAGAUUAGCACAAAUAACGGAAAAAGGAGGGAAUAGCUAGCUUGGCUUUGUCUUUAUGCUAAGCUAAACUAAACUAAGGUACACUAACAGGCUGUAGCUUAAUAUUUACUUUACUGACAUAUGAGUGGUGUUAAUCUUCUCAUCCUAUUCUUUGAAAGAAAUAAUCUAUUAUUUUAGGCAACUUUAGGCCUACCCACAUUCAGGUCUUUUACAACAACUCAUGCAUACUUUAUAUAUUUUUAAUAAUGCCAAUAUGUGGCGCAUACCACAAGCAAGUUUCAAAAGUCUGUAAAAGACAUAAAUGAUUGCCUGCAGCAUUAGGAAAAGUACAUACGAACUAAAAACCAAAAGGAAAAGCCCCUUGUACAUAUAUAUAUAUAUAUAUAUAUAUAUAUAUAUAUAUAUGCUCUCUUACAUAAGAGAGUAUAUCUGAGUCUCUGUUGACUGUAUGUCAGGAGGAUCAUUUGGAAAUGUUUACAGGCUAAAUAUAUUCUAGUCGGUCAACUGAGAACAAGCAGUUGGGCCUAAGAAAUGUGCUUAUCCAAACCAGGUCUUUGAUCUCUUCACACCUCCAUCUUUUCCCCCCCUGUGCCUUUAAAAGUGCACCGCCCACAACAACAUAAAUCAGAGCAAUAACCUUUGUUUUCCUCUAAUCUCAUAAACCUCAGCAGAUAUGAUAGUUGGACAGACAUGCCCAACCUGGAAUCACUUCCAUGUAUCCAGGUUCAUCGGGCUGCUGUUGAUUCUGUAGGGUUUAUAUUUGGACUCUGGUAUGUAAAUAUGAGUUUUCUUGUAGUUGUACAUUAUUUGUGGUUGAUGUGAUGGAUAGGCCUACUAUUUAACAUGCUGUGUGUAGACAGAGGCUUGCAGUAGUUGGAAAGUGUUUAUGUAGUCAUGACAAUGUUUGCAUUAGUCAAACUGAAACUUCUUAACGUGCCUUUCUUGGAAGAUGAGCUAUUUUAGAACUACGUGAUGACUGAACGUAGCAAAAAAAUCUUAGCAAAGUGUACAUAUGUUUGUAGAGUUCGACUGCAAUUCAUUGUCACACACAUUAGACUUGCCAUUAUUGUUGUGGUCUGUCUUAAAGUGUCACACUCAACAGUGUCUUUUCAGCCAAGAGAGCUGAAGUGGUAAAAGCAACAAUUUAUCUGCCAACUAUUUCAAAAGCCUCUGAUCAAGCUGUGUGGAACACAAGCCGUGGUCAUUUUUUUUACUUUCGAGUGUAAUGUGACACGAGAGAUGAGACGCCAAAGGCUUUCUUACCACUCCAGUAGGCGGUGUUCACUCUGAGUGAAGACACACAACUGAAUCUCUUUUCACUAUAGAGGCUCUGGAGUUAAAAAAGGGAACAGUUUAGUGCAACUCAAAUCCACAAAGCUGUUGCUGUGUUCCUCAGUUGUAUUUGUUGGAGCAAAUCUGAAGGUAUAACAGGAAACAAAAGUAUAAGCAGUCAAGCCUUUUUUUUAGAUGAUUGUGUGUUAAUUUAUUUUAAUACCAUUGCAGGCUUCUCAGGAAGAUAGGUUUACAAAGUGUAAUAAAGCUUUUAAAGUUGAA
Molecule: messenger RNA, 2945 nt
Organism: Notothenia coriiceps (black rockcod)
Lineage: Eukaryota; Metazoa; Chordata; Actinopteri; Perciformes; Nototheniidae
Product: tetraspanin-2
Exons: 7
Coding region: 6-569 (187 amino acids)
Cellular component (GO): plasma membrane
Source: RefSeq, a predicted model, not a curated record